AUGUUUGUUCCGUGGAUGCUGGAGAUGAAGUGGUGCUUGAAGUCAUUGUGAGAACAGCUCUAGACCCUUUUAAGACAUCACGCGGACGCUUUAUUUUUAUUUUUUAUUUUUAUUUUUUAUUUUCUGAUUUUAACCCUGGCUUAUCGGUUCUUUCUGGGGCACGCUGAAUUCGUCUGGGUCAGUCCUACACCUUGCCCUGCCCCGGAUCUAUAAACCCCAGGUUCCCCCCCGAUGCGGAUGGUAAGAGCCAUCAUUCUUUAUCCAGGCUUCUGAUAUUCUUCUCUUUACUUCUUUUCUUUCUACUUUCUGUCGCCCCAUACUUCACUCCUUAUCCUAGUAUCCUCUCUUCUAUACCCCCCUUCCCAUAACCAUGUCCUUCGCACUCUCCCGUGUGCUGGCCCCAGCACGGUCGAAGCUUCCUUCUGUUGCCAUCUCUUACUCUCUUUCUACCCGGCUACACUCCACUGGCCCUGGUCCCUACAGUCCAAUCCAGACCAAAUUGGCUUCAGUGAGAGGAUCCAAGAAUGGCAACCGAUUCAAAGAAUUCGACCUACAGGACCGGGUGUAUGCUAUCACUGGUGGUGCCAGAGGUCUUGGUCUCGCAAUGGCUGAAGCGCUUUUGGAGGCUGGCGCAAAAGUCUACUGCUUGGACCGUCUCGAGAGCCCGGAUCCCGAGUUCAUGGCCGCUAAGGAGCAUGGAGAACGGGAAUUUGGUGGCCUGCUAGAAUACCGCCGUCUCGAUGUCCGCAACGAUGCGGAAGUCAACAACGUCUUCUCCGAGAUUGCCGGCAACAACCAGCGGCUGGACGGUCUGAUUGCUGCCGCCGGAAUCAACUACCUACAGAGUGCUCUGGAGCACUCGCAAACAGCCCUGAACGAAGUCAUGCAGAUCAACUACAACGGCGUUUUCAACUCCGCCACCGCCGCUGCGCGCCAGAUGUUCAACUACCAACAAAAGGGCUCGAUCCUGCUCAUUGCUAGCAUGAGCGGUCUCAUCGCCAACAAGGGCAUGACAUCUCCCGUAUACAACUCCUCCAAGGCCGCUGUCAUCCAACUCUCCCGUUCCCUGGCUAUGGAAUGGGGACGUCACGGUAUUCGCGUGAACAGUCUGUGCCCCGGACACAUUGUCACCCCCAUGGUUGAGCAGGUCUUCCAACAGAACCCCGCUGCGCGAGCUGUUUGGGAAGCUGAGAACAUGCUUGGGCGGCUAGCUACACCAGAGGAAUUCCGGGGUGCUGCACUCUUCACUCUAAGUGAUGCGAGUAGCUUCAUGACUGGAAGCACGAUGCUCAUCGACGGUGGCCACACUGCGUGGUGAGUCUGCUAUGAUUAUUCAACUAGACGACAACAAGGGAUAUGAGAAGAACAAUCCGCAUCCGUGAUCCGGGAUAGCGCUAAAACAAGGGAUGCAUCGGUCUGCUGGCGAAAGAAUCACGCAUGCGGAGUA
Aspergillus glaucus CBS 516.65 is the source of this 1447-nucleotide messenger RNA. RefSeq names its product putative short chain dehydrogenase/oxidoreductase. Gene Ontology annotation, cellular component: intracellular anatomical structure. Lineage: Eukaryota; Fungi; Ascomycota; Eurotiomycetes; Eurotiales; Aspergillaceae. The transcript is spliced from 2 exons. Gene Ontology annotation, molecular function: oxidoreductase activity, acting on NAD(P)H, oxygen as acceptor. Bases 371 to 1318 code for a protein of 315 amino acids. The record is from RefSeq and is a predicted model, not a curated record.